This is a messenger RNA of Salmo salar (Atlantic salmon), 531 nucleotides long. The record is from RefSeq and is a predicted model, not a curated record. Lineage: Eukaryota; Metazoa; Chordata; Actinopteri; Salmoniformes; Salmonidae.
AUGCUAGCAGCGUUCAAGAUGAUUUCAGACCAGACGUGUAUCCUCUUCCACGAAUACACCAAUGAGAUGAACUACAUAGAGUUCAUCUCUGGGACAGGCUGUGCGUCGUAUGUAGGUUUUCAGGGCGGGGCCCAGCCUCUGUACUUCGGUAGAGGCUGUAACGUGGGGAACCUGUGUCAUGAGCUGAUGCAUGCCCUGGGCCUGCACCACGAGCACACACAGCCAGACCGUGACCAAUUCGUCACCAUACAGUGGGACAACGUGGUCUCAGGAAAAGAAGAUAACUUUAAGGUGAAGGAAGGAGACACUCAGGACCUGCCCUAUGACUACGACUCCAUAAUGCACUACGGAAUGUACUACUUCUCAUCAAACCGGAACCCCACUAUUGACUCCAAGAAGAGUGGAGUCCAGAUUGGACAGAGAAAUCACCUGAGCCCCCUGGACAUAGCACGCCUUAACAAACUCUAUCAAUGUGAAUAACAAUGCACAGUUUAGCAUUUAUUACACCAUGGAAGAAGAUUCCAACACCAC